Molecule: messenger RNA, 372 nt
Organism: Colletotrichum aenigma
Lineage: Eukaryota; Fungi; Ascomycota; Sordariomycetes; Glomerellales; Glomerellaceae
Exons: 1
Coding region: 1-372 (123 amino acids)
Source: RefSeq, a predicted model, not a curated record
AUGCUAAAGUGGGUAUUCAACACGCCCCAUCGCCUUCUCACCGCCGCAGAGAAGCAGCGCAUCGCCGAGGGCAUGGCCGCAAUCUACACCAGCGCCGGCCUGCCCGCCUUCUACUGCCACGCCCACUUCGUCGAGUUCGCCGCGGACAGCGUCUACACCGCCGGCGCCCCGUCGACGGACGUCGCCCCCGUCGCAAUCUACCACAUCGCCGGCGUCUUCCACAAGCCCGAGAAGGAGCAGGCGUUUCUCGCCGCAUUUGACGACGUCGUGCGCCCCGUGUUCAAGGCCAAGGCAUCACCUGGGAGUCGGGCGUCUACGAGUCGAGGAGGGAGCUGUGGAGGGUCAAUGGCGUGGCGCCGCCGGCCAGGCUGA